Purpureocillium lilacinum is the source of this 1602-nucleotide messenger RNA. RefSeq lists its product as uncharacterized. The record is from RefSeq and is a predicted model, not a curated record. Gene Ontology annotation, cellular component: nucleus; RSC-type complex. Gene Ontology annotation, molecular function: chromatin DNA binding. NCBI's taxonomy places the organism in Eukaryota, Fungi, Ascomycota, Sordariomycetes, Hypocreales, Ophiocordycipitaceae.
AUGAAGCCAUCUGAGGCUACCGGGCAGCCCCCGGCCCCGGCCGGAGCCCAGGGAGGCCAGCCGCCGCACACCCCUCAGUCGGCAAACACAUCGCUGCCCAGCCAGACGACACCUGCCUACGCGGCACCGGCGGCAGCGCCUCCCAAAACCACGCCGACGAAGUCGACCCUUAAAGCCCUGCCGACCGUCAGAGACCACACGACAGACCAGUUGAACCAGACCGGCGACGAGUACCUCCCUCGCGAGAUUGACGAGUUCGGAGAGAAGAAGGUGAUGCCCAACGGCCAGCUCCUCGGUGGACGUACUUAUCGAUGCCGGACGUUUCUCGUGCCCAACAGGGGAGACAAGCUCUUCAUGCUCGCGACGGAAUGCGCAAGGGUGCUGGGGUAUAGGGACUCGUACUUGUUGUUCAACAAGAACAGGUCUCUGUUCAAGAUCAUUGCGAGCCAGGCCGAAAAGGACGACCUAGUCCAACAGGAGAUCCUGCCCUUUUCGUACCGCUCGAGGCAGAUCGCCAUUGUCACCGCCAGGUCCAUGUUCCGGCAGUUCGGCAGCCGCGUCAUCGAAAACGGCCGCAGGGUUCGCGACGACUACUGGGAAACCAAGGCACGCAAGCAGGGCUUCACCGAGGCGGACCCUGCUGGCGAGAAGCGCCCGGGCGCGGCCAAGGCCCGCGAGGCGGCCGAGGCGCAGAACAACGUGCUCAUGAGCGGUCCCCACACGGAGAUUGUCUACAACAACAACCCUGGGCCUUACCCCGGUGCUCCGCAACCUCAUCUUGUCCAAGCAGACUUUGGCGACACGCGGCCACGAGACUUUAGUGGCAUCAUCAAGGGCGGCCCUCGCCAGGAGAUCACCGGCCCGCCGUACCAGGACCAGACGCGACCGUCGCCGAUCCAGGAGAUACACUCACAGGCUCACCACGCCGCCGAGUUCAACAGAAACGUUAACCAGCAGCGAGACAUGCGCAACGACUACAUGCAGAACAUAUGGCGGCGCCCCCACGAGCAGCCGCCCUCGUCGAGCAUGAGCCAGCAGCCGCCCGUUGCCUCGAGCGAUGCCGCCCCCGCGACGAGCAGGCCGUCCAGCUCGCCGCACACUACCGCUACGGGCGUUGCUCAGCAGCCCGUCGUAUCUUCGCAGAGUCCGCAGAUGAUGAUGACUGCCGCGCCGUACUCGCAGUCGAUUCACGCGCAGAACACGCUGGGCCAGGCCCCGAUGAGAAGCUCGUCUGGCAGCAUCAGCCAGGGCACCCCGGGCUACAACUAUCAGUCCAACCAGGCCAUGUGGUCGCAGAACCCGCAGAACCCGGGGCACACGUACGGGAGCUACACGACUCAAUCGCAGUCGCCACACCCGUCGCAGUCCCCCGCGUCGCACCUCCGACAGCCCAGCGCCGGGCAGAUCCAGCCCAACAUGCCGUUCCCGGCCAUGGGCGGGAUGCAAUAUGGCGCGAGUCAGGGUAUGUACUCGGCGGAUCAGACACCCAGGGGCUACAUGCCCCAGAGCACACCUGGUGGGCCUAACGCGUCGCAAGCCUGGUCUGGACAGCAGCACUCGCCCCCUCCGCAGUGGUGGGCGCCGCCGCAGCAGCCUCAAUGA